CAUGUUUUUAUGUUACAGCUUGCUUGAUUUUGUCUUUGGAAAACUGUUUUAGUUGGAACAAACCAAAUUAGUUUGUUUUCUUACGUAAAUCUUCCCUCUGCUCAUGCUUUGGACUGUCAAUUGUCAGCCACAUUCUGUCUUCAAGUUGGGAGAAACAAAAACAUUUACUUCAACAAUCUGUUAAAAAAUUGGGUUUCUUAUUACUUUAAAAACAAAAGUUUAAGUGACACAGAUUCUUGGAUGAGUUCUGCUUUAUGCUUACUUUAUGCUUGGGGUAUCAUAAGCUGUUGCUCAGGAGGCCCACAUUCUGAUGAACAGACUGGCAGUUACAGAUUUCAUUGCUGGAAAGUCAAUAGCUCUCAGUUAAAGCUCAAGAUUUUGAUAGCCAGUAAUUCGUCUUUUUGUGACUUAGGUGCCCUGAGCUCGAGGGAACAAUUUUAAUGUACCAGUCCAAGGAAGGUUGCACAUUUUAUGACCAGAUGUAUAAUCAAGUUGUACACAUCAAUACAGUAGGAGGAGCACUAGAAUUCACUGAUAUAGCUCAUGAGGUUAGUGUUGCAGAGGACCCACAAGUUCAAAAUGCCUUGCAAGUAACAUUCAGGGUAACAGGCAUGGAUUGCUCUACCUGUGCCUGUUCUGUAGAGAAGGUUGUGAGACAAAUUCCAGGAGUUGUUGAUUCUACAAUCUCUGUUCUCAAUAACAAAGCUCUGGUUCUCUAUCAGCCUGCGUCUUUGAAUGAAAAACAUAUACAGAAGGCAAUUGAAGAUGCAGGAUUUGAGGCCACAUUGCUUGAGGAUUAUAUGAAGGGGAGGCCUGCACGGAUUUGCCGUCUUCGAAUAAUAGGGAUGACUUGUACUGCUUGUUCAUCAACAAUUGAAGAUUCGCUGAAAAAACUCUCAGGAGUCCAAAAAUGCUGUGUGGCACUAGCAACGGAGGAAGCUGAAAUAUCUUAUGAUAUUAGACAGAUUGAUCCUCAACAGUUAAUAGAUGCAGUUGAGGACAUGGGUUUUGAAGCUCAAUUGAAAAAUGCAGGAGAGGAUAGAGACCAAGUUUGUUUACAGCUUCAAGGGGUCAACUCAAUUGGAGCAAUGAAGGCCAUUGAGCGUUCAUUACAAGCCUUACCAGGUGUAAAAUCUGUAGAAAUAAAUGCAAAUAGAGAUAAGGUUAUAGUGGGGUAUGAUCCUGACCUGUCAGGACCCAGAUAUUUUAUAGAGGCUGUGGAUCAGACAAAAUAUGAAUUAGCCCAGUUCAAGGCAAGUUUAAUAAACCAGAAUUUAGGAUCCAGCAGACAAGAGAGAAGCAAAGAAGUUAAGCGGAGUGGUAAAUACUUGCUUUGGAGCUGCAUAUUAGGUGUGCCUGUUUUCCUUCUUUCCAUGGUCUUCAUGUAUAUUCCUAAGGUCAAAGACAAAUUGGAUGAGAGGCUAGUAAAUAUGCUAACGAUAGGGGAGCUCCUGAGAUGGGUUUUCUGUACACCUGUGCAAUUCAUAGUUGGAUGGCAAUUUUAUGUUGGUGCUUAUAAUUCUUUGAGACAUGGAUCAGCCAAUAUGGAUGUUUUGGUAGCCCUUGGGACAAAUGCAGCUUAUUUUUAUUCCUUAUAUUCGAUGAUAAGGGCUGCAACUUCAAUGAACUUUAGAAGCAUAGACUUCUUUGAAACAAGUGCCAUGCUAAUCUGCUUCAUUCUACUUGGGAAGUUUCUUAAAGUUUUGGCCAAAGGAAAAACCUCAGAAGCCAUAGCAAAAUUGAUGGAAUUAGCUCCUGAGAAAGCAACCUUGCUUAUAUUAGAUGACGGAGGAAACAUCAUGGUUGAACGCCAGAUCAGCAGUGAUCUAAUUCAGAGGAAUGACAUUAUCAAAGUUAUCCCAGGUGAUAAGAUACCCACAGAUGGACUGGUAAUCUGGGGCAAAAGUCAUGUGAAUGAAAGUAUGCUGACAGGAGAACCUCGACCUGUCACAAAAAGGAUUGGUGAUAAAGUAUUUAGAGGAACCAUGAAUCAAGUUGGAAUGCUGCAUCUUAGAGCUACUCAUGUAGGUUCUGAAACCACUCUUGCAAAAAUUGUCAGGCUUGUUGAGACUGCCCAGAUGCAGAAAGCUCCGGUUCAAAUGCUUGCAGACACAAUUUCAAAGUAUUUUGUUCCAAUGGUUGUUAUGGUGGCUUUUGUCACCUGGUUGGCAUGGUAUAUAGCAGGACUCGUGGGAUCAUAUCCCAAGUCAUGGAUACCUCCUUCAAUGGGUGAAUUUGAGCUUUCUCUGCAGUUUGGGAUCUCAGUUCUGGUGAUUGCCUGUCCCUGUGCUUUGGGUUUGGCAACACCAACUGCUGUCAUGGUGGGCACUGGAAAAGGUGCGUCCCUGGGAGUUCUUAUCAAAGGUGGUCUAGCACUUCAGAAUGCCCACAAGGUGAAAUGUGUUGUAUUUGACAAAACAGGAACAUUGACGACUGGAAAACCUAUUGUUGUUGGCACAAAGUGUUUUACGACAACUGCUCUUAUGGAUUUCUAUAAUAUAGUUGCUUCAGCUGAAGCCAACAGUGAACAUCCUCUUGCCAAGGCAAUUGUUGAGCAUACAAAAAAUUUGAGGAGCAUAAACGACAAUUCGACAAUGUCCAACCUCUUAGUAGCAGAAGAUUUCCAAAGUGUGACAGGCCAAGGUAUCAGGGCUCUUGUCAACAAUAAGCAAGUGGUUGUUGGCAACAGGCAAAUGAUGGUGGCAUCUGACAUUUCCAUUCCAGAAGAUGUUAAUAAGCAUCUCAAGGAUGUUGAAAAAGAAGCUAGAACAGGAGUGUUGGUUGCAUUUGAUGCAGAAAUAGUCGGCCUCAUUGCCAUAUCCGAUCCAGUGAAGCCAGAAGCAAAGGAGGUUGUCAGUAUGCUAGGUACACUGGGAUUGAGAACCAUUAUGGUAACAGGUGACAAUUGGGGUACAGCUAAAUCCAUAGCUAAGGAGGUUGGUAUUGAAUCUGUCACGGCGGAAGUGCCACCCCAUGGAAAAGUAGAAAAAAUAAGGCAACUGCAGGCAGACGGUUUGGCAGUGGCAAUGGUUGGUGAUGGAAUAAACGAUGCACCAGCUCUGGUUGCUGCAGAUGUGGGGAUGGCAAUCGGUGCAGGGACAGAUAUAGCAAUUGAGGCUGCUGAUAUUGUGUUGGUGAGAAGCAACUUGGUGGAUGUUAUAACUGCCAUAGAUUUAUCCAGAAAGACAUUUUUCAGAAUCAAGCUCAAUUACAUAUGGGCUUUUGGGUACAACAUCCUGGGCAUUCCCAUUGCUGCAGGGGUGUUGUUUCCUUUUACUGGAUUCAGAUUUCCUCCAUGGGUUGCAGGGGCUGCCAUGGCUACUUCUUCUCUCAGUGUUGUCUGUUCUUCUCUUUUGUUGAGGUAUUAUGUGCCACCAAAGCAGCCAAGUGCACUGACAACAGAAGAGAUGAAAAGUGAAUUUCCUGGUAGUAAGGCAGAGUAUUUUAAGUCUGAUGGAAUAGUCUAAAUCUGUCCUCUAUUUAUGAGAAACAAGUCUGUGGACAGAGUUGAAUUGAA
Molecule: messenger RNA, 3517 nt
Organism: Cryptomeria japonica (Japanese cedar)
Lineage: Eukaryota; Viridiplantae; Streptophyta; Pinopsida; Cupressales; Cupressaceae
Product: probable copper-transporting ATPase HMA5
Exons: 7
Coding region: 441-3467 (1008 amino acids)
Biological process (GO): monoatomic cation transport
Cellular component (GO): membrane
Molecular function (GO): ATPase-coupled monoatomic cation transmembrane transporter activity; copper ion binding; ATP hydrolysis activity
Source: RefSeq, a predicted model, not a curated record